Molecule: messenger RNA, 1325 nt
Organism: Penaeus vannamei (Pacific white shrimp)
Lineage: Eukaryota; Metazoa; Arthropoda; Malacostraca; Decapoda; Penaeidae
Product: histone H3.3 type b
Cellular component (GO): nucleosome
Molecular function (GO): protein heterodimerization activity; DNA binding; structural constituent of chromatin
Source: RefSeq, a predicted model, not a curated record
GAAUGUUUUGCUCUGGCUGUGACUUUGUACUUCGACAGUCUCUAUAUUCGAAUCCUCUUGAAGCUUCAUAAACCAAGAUCGUUGAACCAAAAUUGAAAAUAAGGUUGAUUUAGAUUUAAUAAUUAGAAUUUAGAUCAGGAAAGAAAAGAGAUACAGGGGGUUAUAAGCUUCAUAGAAGUACAUCGGAUUUAGUUUGAUUUAUGUUAAAAAAGGAGGAAAUUCCCUGUGAUCAUGGUUCGGGCAGCACAACGACGAGUCAUCACAUCAACUCCCAAGCCCGGCCGUGGUCCUCCGGCCUCUCCCAGGUUUUCCUCUUCUGUAGACCAAAGUAAAGAUAAUAAGCAAGGUGCUGUGUCUCCGGAAAAAGCAAACCCCAACAGCAAGGAUAAAAGCACUCUUCUUUCUCCAGCGAAUUCUUUUCAAGCCAGCAAGAUGCGCACCCCAAAGAGUAGGAACAAAUCAGAUUCCAGGGAUAGGGAACAGGAGCACAUGGCUGGGAAAAGCUCACAAAAGAAGAAACAGAGAAAACAUGGGGCUGUCUACAAGAGACAGUCAAUUCAAGAAGGAAGGAAGAGCCCAAAGAAGCAGAGGCGUUACCGACCAGGCACUGUGGCACUACGAGAGAUUCGCUUUUAUCAGAAGGGAGGUAAUACACUAGUGCCCAAGCUGCCCUUUUCUCGGCUGAUUCGUGAGAUUCUAGAGAGCUUCCAUCCUAGCCUAAGGAUCCAGAGCUUGGCUCUACAAGCACUACAGGAAGCUGCAGAAGCUUACAUCAUCUCACUCAUGGAGAUGGCUAACUUGUGCAGCAUCCAUGCGAAGCGAGUCACCCUCUAUCCGAAGGACAUACGCCUCGUAAGGAGGAUACGCGGAGACGUAUAAGCUCAAGAAUAUUAUGCUAAAUGUUUUGCUGUGUGUGGUCUGAGUGGUAGAUUAAUAUUGUUAUCCAAAAAUUUAUUGAAACUUUCAUUUUCUUUAUAAUUAAAUGUUUCUUGUUUGAUUUAUAGAAACUUUCAUUUUCUCUAUAACUAUAAGUUUUUUGUUUGAUAUACAAGAGGAAAGGAAGAUGGUAUCACUUUUUAUAAUUUUAGAAUUAAGAAAGGGAAAUAAGUUUUAUCUGAUUUUCUUGCGUUUUUAGUGUAUGCUUUGUUUGGAUGUAUGUCGGAACAGGGAAUAUAUGAAAGUUUUACAUAAGACCGAGUGCGCAUGUUGAUGAGAUUUUCUUUUUAUAAAAAACCUGAAGUAUGUAUCAACCUAUUUUCCUUUUGUAAUUUUAUAGAAAUGUAAUUUCCAAUACAUGAAAAGAGAAGAAAAUAUUCUUGUUUUAU